This is a messenger RNA of Talpa occidentalis (Iberian mole), 3039 nucleotides long. It is a transcript of the gene MKRN1, whose product is annotated as makorin ring finger protein 1. Lineage: Eukaryota; Metazoa; Chordata; Mammalia; Eulipotyphla; Talpidae. Bases 161 to 1591 code for a protein of 476 amino acids. The transcript is spliced from 8 exons. The record is from RefSeq and is a predicted model, not a curated record. Gene Ontology annotation, biological process: protein polyubiquitination. Gene Ontology annotation, molecular function: ubiquitin protein ligase activity; metal ion binding.
GCGCUGGGCGACGCGACGCGGGCGGCGAGCGGGCGGCGAGCGGGCGCCGCGGUCCCCCCUCCGCCCUCCGCCCGCCCUGCCGGCCGCCUCCUCCCGCCGCCGGGCCGGAACUAUGUGAUCCCGGAAGUUCCGGCGCCCCUGCCGUGUGGGAUAAACAGUAAUGGCGGAGGCUGCGGCUCCCGGAACAACAGCCACAACAUCAGGAGCCGGAGCGGCAGCGGCGGCGGCGGCCUCCCCCUCCCCGAGCCCCACGGCCGCGUCCCCGCCCGCGGGCGCGGGGGCCGGGGGGGCCGGCGGCGGCGGCUGCUGGACCAAGCAGGUCACCUGCAGGUACUUCAUGCAUGGGGUUUGUAAGGAAGGAGAUAACUGUCGCUACUCGCACGACCUUUCUGACAGCCCGUAUGGUGUAGUGUGCAAGUAUUUUCAGCGAGGAUACUGUAUUUACGGAGACCGCUGCAGAUAUGAACACAGCAAGCCAUUGAAACAGGAAGAAGCGACUGCUGCAGAUCUAAGUGCAGAAUCAUCUCUUGCUGCUUCAAGUCUCUCAUCAGUAGUUGGACCAGUUGCUGAAAUGAAUACGGGCGAGGCUGAGUCAAGAAAUUCAAACUUUGCAACUGUAGGAGCAGGCUCAGAAGACUGGGUGAAUGCCAUUGAGUUUGUUCCUGGGCAGCCCUACUGUGGCCGUACGGCCCCUUCCUGCACUGAAGCGCCCCUGCAGGGCUCAGUGACCAAGGAGGAACCCGAGAAAGAGCAACCAGCAGGGGAAACAAAGAAGCAACUUUGCCCCUAUGCUGCAGUGGGAGAAUGCCGAUAUGGGGAGAACUGUGUAUAUCUCCACGGAGACUCCUGUGACAUGUGUGGGCUGCAGGUCCUCCAUCCAAUGGAUGCUGCUCAGAGAUCCCAGCACAUAAAAUCUUGCAUCGAGGCCCAUGAGAAGGACAUGGAGCUCUCGUUCGCCGUGCAGCGCAGUAAGGACAUGGUGUGUGGGAUCUGCAUGGAGGUGGUCUAUGAGAAGGCCAACCCCAGUGAGCGCCGCUUUGGGAUUCUUUCCAACUGCAACCACACCUACUGUCUGAAGUGUAUUCGCAAGUGGAGGAGUGCUAAGCAAUUUGAGAGCAAGAUCAUAAAGUCCUGCCCAGAAUGCCGGAUCACAUCUAACUUUGUCAUUCCAAGUGAGUACUGGGUGGAGGAGAAAGAAGAGAAGCAGAAACUCAUUCAGAAAUACAAGGAGGCAAUGAGCAACAAGGCGUGCAGGUAUUUUGAUGAAGGACGUGGGAGCUGCCCAUUUGGAGGGAACUGUUUUUACAAGCAUGCGUACCCUGAUGGCCGUAGAGAGGAGCCACAGAGACAGAAAGUGGGAACAUCAAGCAGAUACCGGGCCCAACGAAGGAACCACUUCUGGGAGCUCAUUGAGGAAAGAGAGAACAGCAACCCCUUUGACAACGAUGAAGAAGAGGUUGUGACCUUUGAGCUGGGCGAGAUGUUGCUUAUGCUUUUGGCUGCAGGUGGGGACGACGACCUGACAGACUCUGAAGACGAGUGGGACUUGUUUCACGACGAGCUGGAAGAUUUCUAUGACUUGGAUCUAUAGCAGCUUCGCGUGGCGUGCGAGCUGGGCCGCGAGCCCGACAGUGGCUGUCCCCUGUGCUGGUGUGGCAGUGCCCGUGGCUCUCUCCUAGGCAGGCCUAUCAACUCCAGGUGCUGUCGUAAUAAUUUUUACCCAGGGCCUGUCUCCUCAAUUCCUCACCUUUCCCCAAGGAGUGUGUUGUUUUCUCUGUUUAAAAAAGUUACAAAAAUAAAUCUUAAAGUUAGUGUUUUUGUAACACGAAUUUAACUGUCAGACAGUUAGUGUAGGUUUGUCACGUCAUCUGUUUGCCACCAGAUUCACACAGGAGGGUAGUGCUUCUGGAAUCCCACACUCACGUUGGACCCCAGGUUCAUAUGGAGCAGCGUGGACCCUGCUCUGGGGUAGUAGGGUGAUGGGUCAAGGCUCUGGACUGGCAAGUCCCCUUCGGCUGCAGGCAGAAGAGGUGGCUACUGGAGGUCUCUGGUGAAAUCUGCACAUCUGUGUUUUUAUAUCUGUUCCUCUCCCUGUAACCCCCCACCCUGUGCACUUGUUCUGUGGUUUUGGUCUCUUGUUUAAUUGCACACAAGUAAUACUACUGGGUAACCAGAACCAGGUGCGAAUGUGUUGAGAGAUUUUUUACCAGGUUAAAUGAUAGGAAAAGUUGUGAAAGACAGCACGAGCUGGUGGCCUGAAGGCGGCGCAGAGCUGGAAGUCCGCUCCUCCGGACUGGCAGGCGUGGUGAGCGAGUGAAGAGUGUGGUGAGCCUCUUGCCCCUGCCUAGAUGCAGUGUUCUUAGCCUUAGUGGUAAAACUCGGUUUAGUGGUUUCAGCCUAGUGUGGCCAAUAGAUCUUAAAGGACAAAGCAGUACAUUGGUAGUUCAUAGAGCAGUGCUAGCUCGGUCUGUCUAUACAUAAAUGGGCUUAGCCAUAGCGGUGGAUUCUGGUUAUCCCAUAUAUUGACACAAACUGGGUUGCGGAUACAGUUGUUUGUCUCAUGAUCCCCCAGCCUUUCCAGCCCAGGCACUUUUUGAGAAACCUUUUGUCCUUAUUUGAAGGAUUUUGUUGUUGGGUUUUUGUGUGUUUGUUUUUGUGGCUAUUUGCCUCAUUCCAUCCCUGAGCGUUGCAGGUAGACAGGUGUGAGGCAAAACUAGGUUCUCAGGUGUUCCUUGUAGUGGAGUAAUUGGUUUGCAGUAAUGAGUCACGCUUUCCCACUGAGGUGGGCAGGGGGUUGGUCAUCCACGAGACAAGCUAAAUUUCAGUCGUUAGAUCCCUUGAUGGGGAAAGUUUAGCUUUACGUUUUAUUGCUGUUUCCUCCUGAAAAUAACUUGGAGAUGCUCCUGAUUUGUCCACCUACUGCUUUGCUCCCUUGGAUCCCACCCAUUCUUCCACUUGGAGAAAAAAGUCAUUGUUGCAGAGGUCUCUGUAUUUUGCAGCUGCCCUUUUGUAAGAAGCACUUUUCCCAAAUAAAACAAU